Trichoderma reesei QM6a is the source of this 630-nucleotide messenger RNA. Its product is annotated as Ras-GTPase. The record is from RefSeq and is a predicted model, not a curated record. Gene Ontology annotation, cellular component: recycling endosome. Gene Ontology annotation, biological process: exocytosis. The coding region runs from base 1 to 630 and encodes 209 amino acids. Gene Ontology annotation, molecular function: GTP binding; GTPase activity. The transcript has 4 exons. NCBI's taxonomy places the organism in Eukaryota, Fungi, Ascomycota, Sordariomycetes, Hypocreales, Hypocreaceae.
AUGGCCAACGACGAGUACGAUGUAGUUGUCUUGAUUGGAGACUCUGGAGUCGGAAAGUCCAAUCUUCUCAGCCGAUUCACCCGUAACGAAUUCAACCUCGACUCCAAGUCCACCAUCGGUGUCGAGUUCGCCACCAGAUCGAUCCAGGUCGACUCCAAGACGAUCAAGGCGCAGAUUUGGGACACGGCCGGUCAGGAGCGUUAUCGCGCCAUUACUUCCGCAUACUACCGAGGUGCAGUCGGCGCCCUCCUCGUCUACGACAUCAGCAAGCACCAGACGUACGAGAAUGUCACGAGGUGGCUGAAGGAGCUCCGGGACCAUGCCGAUGCAAACAUUGUCAUCAUGCUGGUGGGAAACAAGAGCGAUUUGAGACACCUGAGGGCUGUGCCCACGGAUGAGGCCAAGGCAUUUGCUAGCGAGAACCAUCUGUCCUUUAUCGAGACGUCCGCCCUCGACGCCAGCAACGUUGAGCUUGCUUUCCAGAACAUCCUCACUGAAAUCUACCGGAUCGUAUCCAGCAAGGCGCUCGACAGCGGCGAUGGCGCCCAGGCCACCAUUGGUGCCGGCACCAACAUCUCACUCAGCAAGGCGGCCGACGACGAGGCUUCCAAGAGCGGCAAGUGCUGCUAA